AGUUCAUGUGCGCAAAACGUGGACAUCACGACGCUCCUUGACAGAAACACGUAAAACGCGUUCGUAGUCACUUAAACGCUUCUUUUUGAUUAUUUAAAUGAGAGCGAGAGAGUAAGAAAAUUCUUCCGCACGCUGUUUGUUAUCAUCAGCCAUCAGUCGGUCGGUUGCUGACAAGUAGAAUACAUAAAACGUGAACUUUGAACGGUAACUAAAAAGAAUUUACGAUAUGCUGUGUUGUUACAUGUAAAAAAAUUUUGCCUGAUAUUUUGCAAUUCGUCAAUUCGACUGCAACUUGAGAUUCUUACGAUGGCACCUGGAAACAAUAUUUUGAAUAGCAAUCAGUUGAGAAAUUCCAACAUAUCGUCGAGCCUACCUGGAUCAUCUCCACCCUUUCAACCUACUGGAGCUAUACCACCUCCAUUACCACCUCGCCAAUCAGUUGAUAACUAUGUAGGAUACAGGCCAUAUAAUUCUACUUAUAAUUAUGGAAACUUUGGAUAUGGAGGUGGUUACAGGGGUUAUGGUGGAUAUGGUUCUUUUGGAAGUUACUUGCCCUAUUCUGGUAACAGUUAUGGAUCUAUUGGUGGAUACAGUGGUGAUGCGGAACAUAGAUUUCAACAGUAUCUAGAAGAAAGUACAAGAUCGACUUUCUCUGUAGUAGAGACCAUACUACAUACAUUUUCAUCAAUCACAAUGUUAUUGGACUCAACGUAUUUUGCUCUAACAAGUUCCUUCAGAGCAAUUUUGAGUGUGGCAGAUAACAUUGGCAAAUUACGUUCAACAAUUGGGCAGCUUUUCAGCACAUUUGCUUUGCUCAGAGUUUUGAAAUGGGCUUAUAGAAAAGUUUUAAUGAUGCUUGGUGUUCAAACACAGAGCGCUAUCAGUGAAAAUUUAUGGCAGCAAUCAGUGACGCAAGUCUCGAACGGAGAACAGAUACUACCAGGCAACGGACGGAUUUCUCCGUUUGUGAAUUUCCUAAUUUUCGGUGUGUUCGUAUCUAUUCCAUUUUUAAUUCACAAGUUGUCGAAUUCUUUAAGACUGUCUCAAAUACGAGUUGACGAUCCGAAAGAAUGGGUGAAAUGCGAGGAUCCGGUGUGCGUAGCAACCGCGAUAUACGAUUUCACAUCAUUGUCUAGCGGGGAAUUGAAUUUGAGAGCUGGUCAGAAGAUCUGGUUGGCGCCACGAUCUCUUCAACCUAAGAACUCGUCUGGUUGGUGGUUAGCCACUGACAGUGCAAGUGUCGGUUUAGUGCCUGCCAACUAUGUCACUAUAGUGGGACAGUUAAAGAAAAAGACGGAAUUGAAAAAUAAUGGAAACGACACGUCACCGUUAAUUUCGACUUCCGUGGAGAACGCCGCCGCUUCCACCGACUCAACUACGUACGUAAAUACGUUUGAUUCUAGUGCCAAUCAAAAAAAUACUGAUUUCUCUGAAAAUAACAUCAAAGACGAGUUAUUCGAGACCGCUAUGUGAGGGACCACACUAUCUAUUCUUUUAUUUGAUCAAUGAGAGAAAAGUGAUAUUAUCUUGUUCCGUGUCGUAUGGGUCGACGAAUUAUAACGGAUUUUUUCUUCAUUCAUCUUGAGAGAAAUACACAUCUCUCUGGAGUACAUGCUGCGAUCUGCGAGUGAACAAUUUACGAAUUGUUUGGUUUCUCAUAGUUUGUUGUGAAGAAGUAUCAAGUGCCUCGGUAGCUUGUAACUGGGAACGCGCUCUAACAAAUGAAGUGAUUCAAAUUAGUGAUAUUUUUUCACAUUGAAUUUUGUUUUAUCUGUUAUCGAGUUACAUAUGCGGACGAUUUUGUGGAGGCGCAGGUUCAUGUGAUUUGCAAUUUUCGUUAUUAGAGGGAAUAUAAUUACACUAUAUGUAAAUGUACACAUUCCCCGGGAUGGAAAUAAUUACAAUAAUCUAUGUUAUUCUUGCGAGUGGUCGCACUUCGUAAGCAAUACUACAAUUUGUUUUUAAUGUUUGAAUAUUGUAGAUAGUAAAAUAAAUUUUACAAUUGUUAAAUAAUAUUUAGUACAAUUUUAUGUAAUUCUUUAUAUCUCUAAAGACGCAAUAAAUUUGAUUUUCUCAUAGAAA
Messenger RNA from Pseudomyrmex gracilis, 2082 nucleotides. It is a transcript of the gene Pex13, whose product is annotated as peroxisomal membrane protein PEX13. Gene Ontology annotation, cellular component: peroxisome; peroxisomal importomer complex; peroxisomal membrane. The coding region runs from base 307 to 1473 and encodes 388 amino acids. The transcript is spliced from 5 exons. The record is from RefSeq and is a predicted model, not a curated record. NCBI's taxonomy places the organism in Eukaryota, Metazoa, Arthropoda, Insecta, Hymenoptera, Formicidae. Gene Ontology annotation, biological process: protein import into peroxisome matrix, docking. Gene Ontology annotation, molecular function: protein binding.